Messenger RNA from Zingiber officinale, 789 nucleotides. Its product is annotated as SPX domain-containing protein 1-like. Bases 279 to 698 code for a protein of 139 amino acids. The transcript has 3 exons. NCBI's taxonomy places the organism in Eukaryota, Viridiplantae, Streptophyta, Magnoliopsida, Zingiberales, Zingiberaceae. The record is from RefSeq and is a predicted model, not a curated record. Gene Ontology annotation, biological process: cellular response to phosphate starvation.
AAGAUCUGUUGACUUGACAAAGUUUGAUGGUUAUGACCAAUUGAUCGAGGAGUUAGAUCAGCUAUUUGAAUUCAAAGGAGAAUUGAUGGCUCCAAAUAAAAAUUGGAUGAUUGUAUUUACUGAUAAUGAGGAUGAUAUGAUGCUUGUUGGAGAUGACCCUUGGCAGGAAUUUUGUGCUAUGGUCCGUCAGAUUUUUAUAUACCCAAAAGAGGAGGUCCAGAAGAUGGAUUCAAGUACCUUGAACCCAAAAAAUGAAGAUUGCCCUGAUAUGAAAGAGAAUGUCAAGGAAACAAAAGGCAGUCAAUCUGCAUCAUCAUCUAAUUCAAAAAACUCAUAGGCUUAUCCUGCAAUGUCUAGUGAAAAUACUGAAGAAGUAUGACAAGAGAGCAGGAGCACUUAUCAGGCAGCCCUUCAUCGAAAAGGUGCUGCAGCAGCCAUUCUUUACAACUGAUCUCCUAUACAAACUCGUGAAGGAGUGUGUGGCUAUGCUCGGCCACCUCUUCCCUAGCAACAACCUGUCAAUUUCAGCAGAAUGCGACGGACAAAAUGGAGUGCCAAAGCCGGCACAAUCAGGUGGGAGGGUUCCAGAGUUGGAGGAGAUUAAAUAUAUGCAGAGCUUAUACAUGAAGAGCACCGUAGCAGCGCUGCGGUCCUUGAAACAGAUUAGGAGCAAAAGUUCAACAGUCAAAAUAGAUUAGAAAAUCUCGUGUUAUAUUGUUCUACCUUUGUUUUAAUAGUGUUAUCAUUUUGUUGGUUGCUUAUGAAAUUUUGUUGGUUGCUUAUGAAAUU